This is a messenger RNA of Sitophilus oryzae (rice weevil), 647 nucleotides long. RefSeq lists its product as uncharacterized. The transcript is spliced from 4 exons. NCBI's taxonomy places the organism in Eukaryota, Metazoa, Arthropoda, Insecta, Coleoptera, Curculionidae. The record is from RefSeq and is a predicted model, not a curated record. The coding region runs from base 39 to 647 and encodes 202 amino acids.
GAUAAAUUACAUUUUCAAAUUUUAGCUUAUGUCGACCAAUGAGAAUGGCUUUCUGCAAGGAAGACUGUAACACAAUUCUAACAGAGUAUUCUAGAGUGAUGAAGGAAAUUGUGGAAAUACAGGACAGUAAAAUAAAAAUUAAUAAUAGCGUAGAAGUCAUUGUAAGACAUAGAUUCUACUGUACAAUGGUAGAUGGAAAAAUAAUAAAUGCGGUGUGCAAAAAUGCUGCAACUUCGAGAUGCCCUGUUUGUCUAGCUGGACCAAAAACUUUGAAUAAUUUGCCGAGCCAAACCAAUGCAGAUGUUUUGAAAUUUGGAAUAUCCCCUUUGCAUGCAAAAAUUAACUCCAUGGAAUUUUUACUGAGAUGUUCAUACAAACUGGCCUCUACGAAGGAAGAACAAGAAACUAAAAAGAAAAUAAUACAAAAGCAGUUUAAAGAGAAAACUGGUUUAAACAUAGGUAAACCAAAACCAGGGUUUGGUAUUUCCCAUGACGGAAAUACAGCUAGGAGAUUUUUUCAGAACUCGAAAGUUACAUCUGAAAUUAUAGGGAUAGAGUUACCUAUUAUUGAAAGGUUCUCGAAUGUCCUAGCUGCGAUAUCAUGCAACAGAAUUAUUUCACCUGAUCUUAUGAAAAUUAUUUCAUAA